Messenger RNA from Quercus lobata, 2602 nucleotides. RefSeq names its product formin-like protein 8. NCBI's taxonomy places the organism in Eukaryota, Viridiplantae, Streptophyta, Magnoliopsida, Fagales, Fagaceae. The coding region runs from base 251 to 2410 and encodes 719 amino acids. The transcript has 2 exons. The record is from RefSeq and is a predicted model, not a curated record. Gene Ontology annotation, biological process: actin nucleation; actin cytoskeleton organization. Gene Ontology annotation, molecular function: actin filament binding.
AAGCUUAUGAAGAGUAAAUAAUUCCAACCAGCAACAACUACCUUCAUUGAAACUGUCAGUACUCAGCAACCAGCACUAAACACACAAUGUUUCAAGAAUUUAUUCACAUGUUAGCCCCAUAACACAAACAAUCAAAACAAGAACUUCUUUCAGUUCUCAGAGUCUUUCUUUUACAAAUGGUUCUUCACAUUUGAGUCCAAUAACAUAAUCUCCAAACGAUCCUGCAAUCUCUCCAGCAUACAUUUUAACAAUGUCACCACCACCAAUUAACACAGUUGUGAAGGCCGUUGCUGCCACAGCUGCAGCUACCCUAGUUGUUGCUGGGAUUAUCUUUUUCUUCUAUAAAAAACUAUUAAUUUCUCGCUGCCAAAAGAAAAACAAAGUGAACAAAAGCUUUCGUCGAGAAGAAGUUGUAGUGACUCAUGAAGAGGUAAUGAAACUUGGAGGAAAUGUGAAAGGAUUGAUUGUUGAUGAAAAUGGGAUGGAUGUUCUUUAUUUGAGGAAACUAGAAGGUGGAGAACUUAAACAUUCUUUUCCAAAGGUUAUGUUUAAUCCCAGUUAUGAAGAUGAAGAAGAAAAGAAGAUGGAUGUCACACUUGAGAGACCAAGAAAAUCUAAGCCCCAGGAAGUUCCAUUGCGAUGUGAGCAUUCUGGUGCAAAUCAUCUUAAAAAAGUGAAACCAACAUUCCAAGUCCCAAAUCCAUUGCCACUAAGGCCAACUCUGCCACUAGUAUCUCAGCCACCAUCUCCAUCAAUGAUUUUGGAGAAGCAAGUUGAAGCACCACCACCACCUCCAGCAAAAGAGAUUCCAGUUCCUCCUCCUCCUCCUCCUCCUCCACCACCACCAUUUAUUCCUGCUAAGAUAAGUCCAGCACCACCACCGCCACCUCCUAAGGCAGGGAGCCUGGUGUCAUCAUUAAAACCUCCACCAGCACCAAGAACAAAAUCAAACAACAAGAGCAGGGAAGAGGUUUCAAUGGGGGAGAGCUUGAAAGGGACUGGUGCUGGCCAAAUGAAGCUGAAGCCACUGCACUGGGAUAAAGUUGUAGCUACUGCUGAUCAUUCAAUGGUCUGGGAUGAGAUUGUAGAUGGAUCUUUCCGGUUCGAUGAUGAUCUUAUGGAGACUCUCUUUGGAUGUGCUAAUACCAACAUCAAAUCCCAUGAAAAAGACAACAUCCUGUCAACUUCAAGCAAGUUCAACACUGCCCCACCAGCUCAAAUUUUUAUCUUGGAACCACGAAAAUCACAGAACAUAGCAAUUGUCCUAAAAUCUCUUAUAAUCUCUCGCAAGGAAAUUCUGGAUGCCCUCUUUGAAGGCCAGGGACUCGGUACUGAUACCCUCGAGAAGCUUACCAAAAUGGCCCCAACCCAAGAGGAAGAGGCUAAAAUCCUCCAAUUCAAUGGCAACCCAACUAAACUUGCAGAUGCUGAAUCUUUCCUCUACCACAUAUUGAAAGCUGUUCCCUCAGCAUUCACUCGUUUCAAUGCAAUGCUUUUCAGAACAAACUAUGAUCCUGAUCUCCUUCACCUUAAGGAGUCCUUGCAAGCACUAGAAUUAGGGUGCAAGGAGCUAAAAUCCCGUGGGCUUUUCUUAAAACUUCUUGAGGCCAUUCUCAAGGCUGGCAAUCGUAUGAAUGCUGGAACUGCCAGAGGCAAUGCGCAAGGUUUCAACCUUACUGCUCUUCAGAAGCUCUCUGAUGUGAAAAGCACAGAUGGAAAGACUACUCUACUUCACUUUGUUGUGGAACAAGUAGCUCGAUCAGAGGGUAGACAUCAUCUGAUCAGUCAGAACCACAGCCUUGGCAGAAGGAUUGGCCAAAGUAUAAGCACAGAAAACUCGGAUAGCCUUACAGCAGAAGAGAAAGACAAAGAGUAUCUAAUGCUUGGUUUACCAGUGUUGGAAGGCCUUAAUACUGAAUUAUCUAAUGUAAAGAAAGCAGCCAACAUAGAAUAUGACAAUUUUAACAAUAUGUGCUCCACUCUUUGCGUCCGUGUCACAGAAAUUCGGCAGCUUAUGAGACACUGUGGCAAUGAUGAAAGAGGUGGGUUCAUGAGGGAAAUGAAAGGAUUUCUGGAGGAAAGUGAAGAGGAACUUAAGGUGGUGAGAGAGGAGCAAGCAAGAGUUAUGGAGCUUGUUAAAAGAACAACUCAAUACUACCAAGCAGGAGCUCCCAAAGACAAAGGGGCACCCCCACUUCAACUGUUUCUUAUAGUCAAGGACUUCCUUGACAUGGUUGGUCAAGUUUGUUUAGACAUUUCUCGAAAGCUACAGAAGAAGAAUGUUACACCACCUCUGGGAUCAUCGCCACCACUUUCACCAUCAAUGAAAACUCUAGCGAGCUUCACAAACUUCCACUCACAUUUCAUGUCAGAUAUGUCUAGCACAUCUGAAUCUGACGAUGACUUCUGAGGAGGAUUAACUAAGACUAUGCAGAAAUUUGAUUAUGGAAAAACACAACUGGAUGAAACUUUGAUAUGGAGUCAGCUGCCACAUGAAAAGUAGACUGUAGAACUAAAUCUGUCAUGUCACUUGCCUGACCAUUAGUCCAUUGGGCACAAGCAAAAAUUUCAUUAUCUCAUAUUAGUAGAACUUUUUUUUUUC